AUGUCCUCAUUCAAAGACAUUCACCACCAGCGAAUCAGUCACAUGACUGCGUCAAAGUCGACGACGAUGAACGAGUCGGAUGAGGUUCUUCCUAGAACGCCGAACGACAAAGAAGCGUUCGCUCGUCUUCUCUGGAUCAACCAGUGCUACGAAGCCAUGCCGUCCAGCUCUAAAAUGGUCGUUUUUGAUCAAGGUCUUUUGAUGCACAAAGCUUUCAAUGGCCUUCUAGCGCAGAGCACUCGUCACGUGCUUCUCUCGGAUCCAGAAUUGGGUGGAAAACUCGAUGGAAUUCUCAGUGUUACCGAUUUCAUCAAAGUCAUGCUUAAAAUCUAUAGAGACAGAGCAACGGCCGGCGAGAACAAGGAAAAAAACGAGCUCGACAUGAGUCAGAUUGCGAAUGAGGAGAUUGGAAAUUUGACGAUUCGUCAAUAUCGUGAUCUCGUCCGAAGAGAAGGCAACCUGAAGUCAUUGGUCUCUGUUGACGCCAGUUCCAGCUUGCUAGACGCUGCUUGCAUCCUCGCAGAGAAUCGUGUUCACCGUAUCCCAGUCAUAGACACCCAUGAUGGCUCUGCACUCUUCAUCCUCACCCACAAGCGAAUUCUGAAAUUCCUCUGGCUCUACGGAAAGCACUUGGCCCCACUCGAGUAUCUUCACAAGUCGCCAAAGGAGCUUGGCAUCGGAACGUGGAGUGGAAUUCGCGUUGUGUUUCCAGAUACUCAAUUGGUCGAUUGCUUAGAUAUUCUACUGAACAAGGGAGUCUCGGGUCUUCCUGUCGUCGAGAGGGAUACUUUCAAAGUCGUCGACAUGUACUCUCGCUUUGAUGCGGUCGGAAUCGCUCUCGAAAACCGUCUUGACAUCACCGUCAAGGAAGCGUUGGCAUUCAAGUCGCAAGGUGGACCGAUGCAGAAUGACGAACGUGUCGUCUCCGUACGUGACAACGAGAGCUUCUGGAAGGCUGUCAACGUGCUCGUCGAUCACAACGUCCAUCGCCUGUGUGCCGUCAACGAACAAGGCGGAAUCGAAGGAGUCAUCUCACUGUCCGACGUCAUCAACUUCAUGGUGGUACAACCAGGAAGCCACCUGAGAAACAUCACCCCACCCAAAAAGCAUUGGGCUCGUCAUCACGUCGGGGAUAUGAAUGAUAAGGAGCUCCGCGAGAUUUUGCUUACCAACGCUGCCAACUUCGAGCAGGAGUCUAACUCGAGUAGCAGUGCAUCGGUGUCCACCCUUCCAGUCAGCCAAAACUCAUACUCGAAACAUCAGCCAUCACACCAUUAA
Messenger RNA from Caenorhabditis briggsae, 1278 nucleotides. RefSeq names its product Protein CBR-AAKG-2 (gene Cbr-aakg-2). The record is from RefSeq and is a predicted model, not a curated record. NCBI's taxonomy places the organism in Eukaryota, Metazoa, Nematoda, Chromadorea, Rhabditida, Rhabditidae. The transcript is spliced from 8 exons. Bases 1 to 1278 code for a protein of 425 amino acids.